AUGGCUGCUGUUAGCUUUAACGAAAGUUUAGCCUCGGGACCUGGAGACGAAGGGGCCCUUGUGGUUGAAAUUCGAGAUCGACUCACUGAAGCCACAAUCAAGUGUUCAGAACGAUGUCUCUAUCAGUCAGCGAAGUGGGCAGCAGAACUACUGAACUCAUUGCCGGAUGUUGUAGACCAUGAUUCACCAAUGCUUGGGAGCGAUGCUCCUACCUCAUCUUAUCGCAUGUUGUCAACAAGCUACGACGAUCCACAAGAGGCUGCACUAGAAGCAAGAGAAGCUGGCAAAUAUCUACUGGCCAAAUCAUUGUUUGACACGAAGGAAUUCGACAGAUGUGCUUCCGUCUUCCUGCCGCCAGCAGUCCCAGCAGGAGGACUAGCCAUCUUCGAAAAGUCCAAGACUCGAACACCUACCUCCACCCCAUCCAAGACCAGAAGGUCAAAGCCGUCGGAAACACACUCGAUCCCUCGCUUGAGUCAGAAGUCUCUUUUCCUUGCCCUUUAUGCUCGAUAUUUGGCAGGUGAGAAGCGGAAGGAAGAGGAGGGAGAGAUGAUACUGGGACCAACAGAUGGAGGAAUGAGCUCGAACAGAGAACUCUCUGGGUUAGCAAAAACGUUGGAUGAGUACUUCCGAGCAAGAGAUGCUGCAGAUCCGCAGAUCAAAAGAGCUCAAGGCUGGCUAGAAUAUCUCUAUGGUCUAAUAUUGGCUCGGUCGAAGCAGGAAGAACUCGCACAGGAAUGGCUCCUCCGUGCCGUCCGGCUGAACCCCUACCAUUGGGGUGCGUGGGAAGAGCUUUCUCAUCUACUGUCCUCUGUCGACGAUCUAAAUGCGCAAUUGAGUGCUUCCAUUCUCCCUCAGAACGUCAUGACCUUGAUGUACCAGAUACAUGCCUCAAUCGACCUCUUUUCGACUACAGACUCGAAUACGACUAUUACAACACUACAGUCUUUACUGGAAAUCUUUCCUACCUCCAACUUCUUGCUAACACAGCAAGCUUUAUUUUACUACCACUCGAAAGAUUUCGAAACUUCGUCUUCAAUUUUCCAGGAGCUUCUCGUCAAUGAUCCGUAUCGUCUGGACGGCCUUGACCACUAUUCGAACAUCUUGUAUGUAAUGACAGAUCGGCCGAAGCUCGCCUUUCUGGCUCACCUCGCCACAAGUGUUGACAAAUUUCGACCUGAAACAUGCUGCGUUGUUGGCAAUUACUACUCAUUAUGCUCACACCACGAGAAGGCAGUCAUGUACUUCCGCAGAGCUCUCACUCUUGAUCGAUCGUUCUUGUCAGCUUGGACGUUGAUGGGCCACGAGUACAUCGAACUCAAGAAUACACAUGCUGCGAUCGAGUCAUAUCGCAGAGCCGUAGAUGCCAAUCGGAAGGACUAUCGAGCUUGGUAUGGACUUGGUCAGGCAUACGAAGUGCUCGACAUGGGCUUUUACGCCCUAUUCUAUUAUCAACGAGCAGCAGGUCUGCGACCUUACGAUGCCAAGAUGUGGCAGGCUGUUGGUUCGUGUUAUGCAAAGAUGAACAGAGUCGAGCAGGCGAUCAAAGCUCUCAAACGUGCACUUGCUGCUGGUACAUACUACGAGACCGAUUCGCCUGCACAUUCGUUCAACACAUCGACGAGUGGUAAAGGCAAAGGCUCCCAAGCUCGACGGAUCACAGGACAUAAACUGCUUGAUCCCGAGACUCUGUUCCAUCUUGCUCAGCUAUACGAACGUAUACCGAAUGAGAUGGAAGCGGCACGUUACAUGGAGCUGUGUCUAGCGCAAGAGACGGGCCAAACAAGUGUUGCUCCUACAAGAACGAAGACACGAAAGGGAGUGCAUAGACAGAAUCUUACGUCGCCAUCCGACCCUCCAAGUGCUAGCCAGCAUUUUGAAGGGGAUGGCGACGGUGAUACUGAAGUUCUGUCUUCACCCUCGUCUGCAGCUUCCGAUGCUACCGAAGAGGUGUCACCUGAGCACAACACCAUUGACGAACAGCCGGGAUCGAAUACUGGCUUCGGCACAGGAACCACAGCCACGACUUCACGUGCUCGGCUGUGGCUCGCGCGAUAUGCAUUCAAGAACAACGACUUAGACCGAGCAGAGCUCUUAGCAGAAGAGUUGUGUAUGGAUGGAUUUGAGGUCGAGGAGGCGAAAGGCCUCGUGCGGGAAGUAAGAGGUAGGCGUGACGCAGCAGGCUGA
This is a messenger RNA of Lithohypha guttulata, 2187 nucleotides long. RefSeq names its product Anaphase-promoting complex subunit 8 (gene cut23). The record is from RefSeq and is a predicted model, not a curated record. Bases 1 to 2187 code for a protein of 728 amino acids. Gene Ontology annotation, molecular function: protein binding. The transcript has 2 exons. Gene Ontology annotation, cellular component: anaphase-promoting complex. Gene Ontology annotation, biological process: positive regulation of mitotic metaphase/anaphase transition; cell division; anaphase-promoting complex-dependent catabolic process. NCBI's taxonomy places the organism in Eukaryota, Fungi, Ascomycota, Eurotiomycetes, Chaetothyriales, Trichomeriaceae.